Messenger RNA from Striga hermonthica, 444 nucleotides. Lineage: Eukaryota; Viridiplantae; Streptophyta; Magnoliopsida; Lamiales; Orobanchaceae. The record is from the annotation of a GenBank genome assembly.
AUGGAGUCAGAUGUUGAUAGUUUUAUUGAGGAUGUGCUCGUUAAUGGGAAGCCUUGGCUAUCUGGAAUGCAGGAGGAGUUGGCGGGUUCUUAUAUGUUUGUUUGUGCUCAUAACAAACGGGACCGUAGGUGUGGUGUUUGUGGCCCAAUUCUUAUUGAAGGAUUUAAAGAAGAGAUUGCGUCCAAGCUAGGGUUUGAAGGACCAGGUAUGGCUAUGUCACACCUAAUGAUGUUCUUGAAUUGCUCGAUAAACGAAUUGGGAAGGGAGAAGUCAUUCGACCGUAUCUGGAGAGGCCAAAUGGGUGCGAAAGCUAAAGAAGACGAACAAGUAGAGGAGCCGAAGCAUGCCACUGAAACUAAUGCGAAUGUCAAUGACAAACAACUUUCAGAGACUGUUACUGAAGUCGAGACGGAAGGCGUGGGGAAGCUGUUGCCAGGGUGUUAA